Molecule: messenger RNA, 1536 nt
Organism: Cavenderia fasciculata
Lineage: Eukaryota; Evosea; Eumycetozoa; Acytosteliales; Cavenderiaceae
Exons: 6
Coding region: 1-1536 (511 amino acids)
Biological process (GO): regulation of autophagy
Molecular function (GO): protein binding
Source: RefSeq, a predicted model, not a curated record
AUGAGUGGAAUAUUUAGUUUCUUUUCAAAUAGAAAGAAAAAAGAAGAGGAUGAAGUAAAUGCAAAUUCAAAUACACAAAGCAAUAAUACAUUGAAUGCAUCUUCAUCCUCUGUCUCUUCUGGUGGUUCAUCAUCUCCAUCGGGAUCAUUUGCUGCAAUCUCUGCAAUAGAUAAUCAACCUCCUCUAAAUGAGAUUCAAAUACUAUCGGCUCAUUCAGAGGCUGUAAAGACUUUAUUAAAGAUUGAUGACGAUAGAUUGGCAUCAGCAGGUGAUGAUUGUUUCAUAUAUAUUUGGUCAAUUGAAACAGGACAGGUGAUACGACAACUUAGAGGACACAGUAAUAGAGUUACAUGUCUAUUGUAUUAUAAUAAUGAUAUAUUGGUAUCAGGUUCAAUGGAUAGAACUAUUAGAAUGUGGGAUUUAUCAACAAAUAAUGUAAUGAUUGAUCCAGUUACAAAAAUGACCUAUAUAGAACCAUUUAAAUUGAUUCCAAAGACACAUAAUGAAUCUGUAAAGUUUCUUGAAAAAAUACCAAAUGGAUUCUGUUCAGCUUCAAAUGACGAUGUUUUAUUAUUAUGGAAAGAGAAUGGUGAUUUUGAAAGAUCAAUAACAAGAAUUCAAAAUGAUUAUAUAAAUGGUAUAUUAUGUGUAAAUAAUAAUUAUAUUUUAACUGCUGGAUCGACAAUUCCAUAUUUGGUAGCAUACAAAUUGGAUGAAGUCAAUGUUCCAGCUAAAACGCUGAGUGGACCGGUUGGAUGUGUCAAUUGUUUGAUGAACAUCUCUGACAAGUAUUUUGUCACUGGGAGUCGACCAAGCGAGGAGGCCCCACAGACACCUGGUGGCAAUUCAUCGACAGUAUCUCCUCCAGUCCAACCUCCACAACCACCAACCACACCGGCUGCCGCUGCAGCCAAUUCAAAAACUUCACCUAAAAAGAAAACAGACCCUGAUAAAACAAUCAUCAUUUGGAAUGCUUCUGAUUUUUCGAUUGCUGCAUCGGUCUCUACGGAACGUCCCAUCAGCUAUCUCUACAAAAUAACAGAAAACUUUUUAUUGGCCACCAUCUAUAAAGGUUUUGGUAUUUACGAUUUAAAUGGAACAUUGGUUUUAGAGUAUCUUCCAGAGGAUCCAGAUUCUACAACUGAAAUUAAUGGUGCAAUUUCUUUAUAUGACAAUACAAGAUUAAUAUCAUGGGCAGAUGUAAGAUUAUCAGUUUGGUGUUGGAAUUUAAAGGAUAUUGAAUUAUCAUUACAACAACAAAACAAAAAGAGAACAGUUGUAAAACCGAUAAUGAUUGGAGAGAUGAGAGGACAUACUGAUUAUAUGAACUGUCUAACUGUAUUGGACGAUCAUUCAAUUGCGACUGGAAGUUCAGACAAACAAAUUAUCCUUUGGAAGGAUGGUAAAUAUCAAUCUUCGAUUAGAAAUCAUUUGGCUGGUGUCUCACUAUUUGAAUUAUAUAAUCCUUCACCUUUGUUGUCUCAUUCAACCACUGAAGAAUAUAUCUAUACCGAUGAUGAUAGAUUCGAUAUUUAA